UCACCCCUCGUGUCCCUGCAGUCCCUGAAGCGGAUCAAGCGCUCGGACCGCCGUGGGGCUGAGUCGGUGACGGAGGAGAAGUUCACCAUCCUCUUCGAGUCGCAGUUCAGUGUUGGUGGCAACGAGCUGGUCUUCCAGGUGAAGACACUGUCCCUGCCCGUGGUGGUGAUCGUGCACGGGAGCCAGGACAACAACGCCACGGCCACCGUGCUCUGGGACAACGCCUUUGCCGAGCCCGUGAGUGCCAGCGCCAUGGCGGGGCAGGACAGGCCCCAUCUGCCNCAGCUCUGCGAGGCGCUCAACAUGAAGUUCAAGGCGGAGGUGCAGAGCAGCCGCGGGCUGACCAAGGAGAACUUGGUGUUCCUGGCGCAGAAGCUCUUCAACAGCAGCAGCUCUCACCUGGAGGACUACAGCAGCACCACCGUGUCCUGGUCCCAGUUCAACCGGGAAAACCUGCCCGGGAGGAAUUACACCUUCUGGCAGUGGUUCGACGGGGUCAUGGAGGUGCUGAAGAAGCAUCUGAAGCCUCACUGGAAUGACGGGGCCAUCCUGGGCUUCGUCAACAAGCAGCAGGCACACGACCUGCUCAUCAACAAGCCCGACGGGACCUUUUUUUUCAGCGACUCGGAGAUUGGUGGCAUCACCAUCGCCUGGAAGUUCGACUCCU
Leptosomus discolor (cuckoo roller) is the source of this 667-nucleotide messenger RNA. NCBI's taxonomy places the organism in Eukaryota, Metazoa, Chordata, Aves, Leptosomiformes, Leptosomidae. The record is from RefSeq and is a predicted model, not a curated record.